AUGGAUGCAGGUAUCAUUCAAAACUUCAAAGCAAACUAUAAGCAAGCACACUGUGAGCAAGCACUGGAUCAGGAGAUGGCAGGUGUGCUAGAUAUCUAUUGCAUCGAGCAGAAGGAAGCAAUGGGGUUGGCAUGGAUAGCCUGGGAGGAAGUCACAGUUGAAACAAUUGCCAACUGCUGGCAUCACACUUGGAUUGUCUCUCCUUGUGGUCCAGAUGGCUGCCUUCUACCAACUGAGGAACCUGCAGCACUGCCUGAAGACUAUGCAAAUGAUGACAAUCUCUGUGCAGCAGUGGAAUGGCUGCAUAUCUUGAUCCAAGAACUUCAAGACCAUGGUAUCCUCCCUGAAGCACACAGAAUGGAGGUCAAUGAAAUGCUCAGCUUUGCGGCAGAGGAGAACACAGCACAGGAGCUAACAGACAAGGAGAUCAUUGAGCAGGUGCAGGUACCAGAGGAGUCCGAGGCAGAAGAAGAAGAGGAAGAGGCACAUGUUGAGCCAGUAAUCAGCCAUCAUCAAGCACUUGAGUCAGUCAGAGCAUUGUCCCGCUACUUUUUGCAACGGGAAGAGCCAGAGUUUGCCCAAGCAUACUGGUUGUGCCCACCCAUGCUCUGUGCCAUCUGUCUCUCUGUUGUCAAGAACAUGCUCCAGACAUCCAUCACAGACUUCUUGUAG
Molecule: messenger RNA, 672 nt
Organism: Dacryopinax primogenitus
Lineage: Eukaryota; Fungi; Basidiomycota; Dacrymycetes; Dacrymycetales; Dacrymycetaceae
Exons: 1
Coding region: 1-672 (223 amino acids)
Molecular function (GO): nucleic acid binding
Source: RefSeq, a predicted model, not a curated record